UUGCGGGAUAAACAAUAACAAAAGCCGGUGAAAAGAAAAUUUAAGAUAUGAUAAAUUGGAAAAACUUUGAUUUAUUCUUACCAAUAUUAUAUUUUUUUGGUUCAUUGCCUGUAUUUUUAAAAGUUUAUAAAACUUCUACACAAGUUAUUGAUGAAGAAUUUCAUUUGCGCCAAGCAAAACAUUACUGUGCAGGGAAUUACGAUGUAUGGGAUCCAAAAAUUACAACCUUACCAGGGCUUUACUUGCUUACCACAAUAUUGCUACCAUUAAAAUUUUGUACGACUUUUAAUUUGCGGAUAGUUGUUUUACUCUUCGCAUCUUUGAAUUUAUAUUUAAUAAGACAAAUAUUAUAUAUUCUCAACGGGAGAAACAAAAAAGAUGUUUUUGCUGCUAUCAAUAUAUCGAUUCUACCUCCGCUAUAUUUUUUUUCUCAUCUAUAUUACACAGAUGUAGUUUCUAUAACAACAGUUUUGGGGCUUUAUUAUUUUUGGCUUAAUAAAAUGCAUAAAUCAGCCGCUUUUUUUGGUUUUUGGGGUAUCCUAAUAAGGCAAACUAAUGUCGUAUGGAUCGUUAUGUUUUUGGGGAUAUCCUGCAUAAAUUGUCUUAUGAAAAGCUAUAAAAUGCGAGCGAAACAUAAACAUUGUAGAGAUGAAAUAUUUUAUGAAGCAAUGAAAUGGCAUUUGAUGAACUUGAAUGAACUUGUAGCUUUUGUUUAUUCUGUAAUUAAAACUUUUUGGUCUUACAUUCUUGUUUUAUUAUUAUUUGUAAUAUUUGUAAUAUUCAAUGGAUCUAUCGUUGUUGGAGAUAAAACAGCUCAUGUUGCCACUAUACAUUUACCCCAGAUAUUUUAUUUCAGUUUGUUUAGCACGAUAUUUGGAUUUUCAGUUCUAUUGCCUAAACUUCUAUCAUCCUUGAAGUUAAUUUAUAAAAACAAAUUUUUUUUUAUAAUGUUAUCUUGUUUAUUUUUUGUAAUUAUUAAAUAUAAUACGUUGGAACAUUCUUAUUUAUUAGCAGAUAAUCGACAUUAUACGUUCUAUAUUUGGAAUAGAUUCUAUUCAAAAUAUGAUUUUUUUAGAUAUUUGAUGAUUCCAAUUUAUAUUGUAGGAUUAGUAUUGGUUUACGAAUCAAUUAAGCACAGAGGUCUUAACUUUAUUAUAAUGUUUAGUUUUGUAACAAUUCUCGUUUUAAUUUUACAAAAUUUACUAGAAGUACGAUAUUUUUUAAUACCAUUUUUAAUAUUUAGAUUAAAUGUUAAUAUUAAUAAUAAUUUUGUAUUAAUUUUAGAGUCUUUCCAUUAUUUAAUAUUAAAUAUAUUUACUUUUUAUAUAUUUUUCACAAAAGAAAUUUAUUGGAAUGAUUUUAAUGAUGUCCAAAGACUUAUUUGGUAA
Messenger RNA from Condylostylus longicornis, 1388 nucleotides. It is a transcript of the gene Alg10, whose product is annotated as putative Dol-P-Glc:Glc(2)Man(9)GlcNAc(2)-PP-Dol alpha-1,2-glucosyltransferase. The record is from RefSeq and is a predicted model, not a curated record. Gene Ontology annotation, molecular function: dolichyl pyrophosphate Glc2Man9GlcNAc2 alpha-1,2-glucosyltransferase activity. NCBI's taxonomy places the organism in Eukaryota, Metazoa, Arthropoda, Insecta, Diptera, Dolichopodidae. The coding region runs from base 48 to 1388 and encodes 446 amino acids. The transcript is spliced from 6 exons. Gene Ontology annotation, cellular component: endoplasmic reticulum. Gene Ontology annotation, biological process: protein N-linked glycosylation; dolichol-linked oligosaccharide biosynthetic process.